Messenger RNA from Aspergillus nomiae NRRL 13137, 774 nucleotides. RefSeq lists its product as uncharacterized. The transcript has a single exon. Lineage: Eukaryota; Fungi; Ascomycota; Eurotiomycetes; Eurotiales; Aspergillaceae. Bases 1 to 774 code for a protein of 257 amino acids. The record is from RefSeq and is a predicted model, not a curated record.
AUGGCAGCAGUGUCAAACCAAUUAUUUACUUUGGGUGCGUCGGGCACAUUUUUCUCUGUUUCGGCUGAGAUGAAGAGACCCGAAUUAUUUACUCGCUCUCUUCUCUGUGGCCAGUCUUUCAUUGUUAUAACAAAUAUCGCCGUCUCUUCUAUCAUCUACGGCAAAAUUGGCCAGUAUCUCGCCAGUCCAGCCUUAGGAUCAGCCGGCACUUUGAUUAAAAAGAUAUCAUACGGCAUCGCAUUACCAGGCUUGAUUGUAACAGCCGUUCUUUGGAGCCAUGUUGCGGCGAAAUACUGGUUCGUCAGAAUACUUCGCGGCACGCCACAUCUCCAAUCCAAUACAGUCGUGCACUGGUCUGUCUGGAUUGGAUCUAUGCUUGUUACUGUUGUAUUUGGAUUUAUCAUUGUUGAAGUUGUGCCCUUUUUCGACAAUUUCUUGAGCUUAGUUGGCGCACUUGUGAAUCCCGUGUUUACUAAUAUUCUUCCUGGCUUCAUGCUUCUUUAUUAUCUUGCUAAGCGACCUGAAAAAGCAGCGGAGAGGAUUCAGAAUAUAGACACAGAAGAGUCGAUUUCGGCGAGAAGAUGGCUACUGGAGGCAUUCAAAACAUAUCGCAAUGGGUGGAAGGAGGUGGUUGUGUUGAGUGUUGCAUAUUUCAUGAUACUCACGGGGUUCCUCAUCAUCGUUGGAGGUACUUAUGCAACGGUGCUAGUGAUCCAGGCCUCCUAUGAUGAAGGAAGCGUAUCGGGAGUCUUCUCGUGUGCAGACUCCUCCUAG